Molecule: messenger RNA, 770 nt
Organism: Durio zibethinus
Lineage: Eukaryota; Viridiplantae; Streptophyta; Magnoliopsida; Malvales; Malvaceae
Product: ethylene-responsive transcription factor WIN1
Biological process (GO): regulation of DNA-templated transcription
Molecular function (GO): DNA binding; DNA-binding transcription factor activity
Source: RefSeq, a predicted model, not a curated record
CGUACAGUCUCCCACAACUUGCACAUUUUAAAUACACUUCCUCAGCUUCUGUCUUUCUCUCACAACAGCAGCAAACACAAAAAAAUCAUUACUCGGUUCAUUGGACAACAAUAUGGUACAAUCAAAGAAGUUCAGAGGUGUCAGGCAGCGCCACUGGGGCUCUUGGGUCUCUGAGAUUCGUCACCCUUUACUGAAAAGAAGGGUCUGGCUCGGGACAUUUGAAACAGCCGAAGAGGCAGCUCGAGCAUACGAUGAGGCAGCCAUUUUGAUGAGUGGACGUAACGCCAAAACAAACUUUCCAGUGGCCAAAAACCAAACAGGCAAUGAAAAUUCGACGACUUCUAGCAGCAGUACUAGUGCGCUUUCUUCAAUCCUUAGCGAAAAGCUUCGCAAAUGUUGCAAAACCCCAUCUCCAUCUCUAACCUGUCUGAGGCUUGACACUGAGAAUUCUCACAUUGGAGUGUGGCAAAAGAGAGCAGGCCCUCGAUCUGGUUCAAGUUGGGUUAUGACAGUUGAGCUAGGAAAGAAAAAUGGGGAAGUACCUGAGACUAACAAAAUGCCCGUUUCAGAGGAACCGAGCGAAAUGGUGAGACAGGAAGAUGGUAAUAAUGGGUUAGAUGCGGAACAGAAGGCAGCAUUGCAGAUGAUAGAAGAAUUUCUCAACAGGAAUUGACCUGGUAUCGACAUCAGGUUUCACCAUAAUCGGGGACCUUGAUCUUCCAUAUGCACAUGUUAAUUCCUUGUGCUUGUUAUUUUACUUUCAAAUCCUA